AUGUCUUCCGAAUCCCGAGAUGAGGCAAUCCGUGAAGCAAAGCGCUACGUCCGCGACGUAGUCCAGAAUGACUGGUCUUUCGAGUUUUCUGCAAAGCCCGGUGCCCCGCCGCCAAAGUACCCUGCGAACCCAGAGCCCACGGAAGUACUGGAAUGGCGACUCCGCGAAUACGACAGCUCGGGAUCGGAACUCGAGCCGCAAUUUUCGCCCAUCGGCAGUCCGGAGCGCGUGGACGUUGGCGAUGCUUUUGAUGCUUCUUCACCCCAGUCUGCGGGGUCACAACAGCGUCGGCGCAAAAGGCGCAGGCAGAUGGAGGAGGAGAUGAGCUGGAAUGAAGGGUUGCGUACGUGGUUGGAGAGACGGGAUGCAUGGUCGGGAGCCUUGUCUAGAGAGCAGGUCAGGAUGUGGGAGCAGAAACACCGGUCAAUGUCCACGAAAGACGCGGAGUCUGGGGAUAAGGGUGGUAACGCCGCUACGGCGUUGGAUACAGACGCCCAGAGCAUUCCGGCGUCUACAACAUCUCGUCCGUUUGCUAUCCCGGCUACGGGGCCUGCGACUGGGGAGUCGCCGAACCUCGCAUCGAGGACAGAGGCUCUGAACAUUGCAGACAAUCAAACCACACCGUUGCAAGCUCAACAAGCCCAAGAUCAAAGCAGCGACAUUCAACCACCAAUCCCUAACGAUAACGCAGGAAAACUUGAGAUCACUACCGAUGCUAUUCCGGAAAUUCCAGUCCUUCCACAAUCUCUCACCUCCGCUACCGCCGUUCCCACCGCAGAACCCCCUUCAACCACUACUACGACGUCCUCGACCCCCUCAACGCAAGACCAUUUCUACGACCCUCUCAUCCCUGUCGUCCCCUCCAUGAUUGCAACUUCAAAUCCAAUACGCGCCUCCAUCACACCAGCAAUGUACCCUUCCAUCUACUCUAAGGUCGUCAUCCAGGGCCUCACGCCCACAGUUCCCAUUAACCUCGCCGACAUGACUAAGGCCAUGGUUCAGGGCUGGAAAGCAGACGGACAGUGGCCUCCAAAGCCUCAGAACCUAGUACUUGCGAACGACGCCAUCGUUCGGCCAAGUAACGCCUCGGCUACUAAGCACCCGGAUACGCCUGCGAUUCCUGCAUCAGCAUCGGGUGACAAGAACAGACCGAGUUCGCCCGAGUCGAAGCGCAAGUCGGGAAUUGCGAGCACAGUUCGCAAGGUCUUGCAUUUCUCGGGGUUUCAGCACCAUCCGUUUCAUAGGCGUGGCUCUUCGAGCCAGAAUAUUUCGCAUCAGGAGGAUCCUGCAGAAGCCGGGGUUGGGGCUGCUGAGGGCUCAUCGGUGGGUGCGAAUGUUGAGCAGGGAGACAAAUAGAAGCAUGGCCGGGCACUGCGUUACAUUUUGUUGUCCGCGACUGUGAGCGACAUCAGUAUCAGGGCCAUUUAUUUAUCUAUCUCUCUCUUCUUUCUGGUUCCCCUAUCUCCAGCGUUUCUAAGAAGCAAGCGGGGACCACACUCAUUCUAUAUCUUAUAUCCCAAUGUUUGGUUGGUGUAGGGAAACCUACUGCAAAACUAUUUAUUAAGGUUUAUCUACUCAACGUCACAAAAAAAGAUUACCACAAACUUAUUUCCGUUCCAUGUUUACAUCUACCUUUGAUAAAGAAACGUGGAGCGAAGC
This is a messenger RNA of Aspergillus nidulans FGSC A4, 1659 nucleotides long. Its product is annotated as DUF4050 domain-containing protein. NCBI's taxonomy places the organism in Eukaryota, Fungi, Ascomycota, Eurotiomycetes, Eurotiales, Aspergillaceae. Bases 1 to 1356 code for a protein of 451 amino acids. The transcript has a single exon. The record is from RefSeq and is a predicted model, not a curated record.